GGCAGUAUACAACAUGGCGCCGCGUGUGACCUCAACCUCAUCACCCCCCCAUCUCUCUCUCUGAAAGGAAGGCCUAUCGAUAUGUCGUCAAAAAGUGACAACAAGCUCAGCACCUGUGGCAACCGGAGGAGAUCGAGCGCGACUAAAGAGGAUGUGAAGCGGAUGUGUCCGCAGCAGCGGGCCCGGUACCUGGCCUACGAGGAGCCGCCGAAAGAGGCGAAGACCUGGAUGGCGAUGUCCCGGCAGCGGGUGUCCGCCUGGGAGUCUUCCGGCGCUGGGGGGAAGAGACAUACAACUGUCGGUCAUCAUCACUGCGACGAGAGGGACGAGGAAGAGAAGAAACGGCAAGACCUGAUCAUAGGACAGCUGAAGGCCGCGGAAGCCCGCAACAGAGUUCGGCAGAUGAGACUGCAGUAUCGGAGUAUGAGGACCCAGGAAAUCAAUCUAAUGAUUUCGUGCCAGUCCAGCGCCCAGACCGCCGUCCGUCUUGAGUUGCUGCUGCCAACGGAGGAAAGCAAGAUAAAUACCAUCGAUUGUCUGGACAAACUGCAGAGAAAGCGAGUCGAGGAGAUCCUGGAUGACGAGAAAGGAUUGACGAUAACCCGCCGUUGAGAGUCGAGACCUGCCGUCCUCCUGCUUUGUAAAUGGCCUCCUGCUUUGUAACUGUCCUCCUGCUUGGUAACUGUCCUCCUGCUUUGUAACUGUCCUCCUGCUUGGUAACUGUCCUCCUGCUUGGUAACUGUCCUCCUGCUUGGUAACUGUCCUCCUGCUUGGUAACUGUCCUCCUGCUUUGUAACUGUCCUCCUGCUUUGUAACUGUCCUCCUGCUUGGUAACUGUCCUCCUGCUUUGUAACUGUCCUCCUGCUUUGUAACUGUCCUCCUGCUUUGUAACUGUCCUCCUGCUUUGUAACUGUCCUCCUGUGUAACAAAAAGGGAACUCUCUAUUUCACUGUUCUGGCUUCAUAGAAACUCUACUGUACAUUUUCUUACAGUUUCAAAAGUCUCCAUAACUACUACUACUGCAGUUAGGUCCCCUGCUACACUCAUCCAACAAGCACCUAGGGUAGUGCACUACUUUAGACCAGGGUCCUUAGGGGUAGUGCACUACUUUAGACCAGGGUCCUUAGGGGUAGUGCACUACUAUAGACCAGGGCCCAUAGGGGUAGUCCACUACUUUAGACCAGGGCCCAUAGGGGUAGUGCACUACUUUAGACCAGGGUCCAUAGGGGUAGUGCACUACUAUAGACCAGGGCCCAUAAGGGUAGUGCACUACUUUAGACCAGGGUCCAUAGGGGUAGUGCACUACUUUAGACCAGGACCCAUAGGGGUAGUGCACUACUAUAGACCAGGACACAUAGGGGUAGUGCACUACUAUAGACCAGGACC
Molecule: messenger RNA, 1386 nt
Organism: Oncorhynchus masou masou (cherry salmon)
Lineage: Eukaryota; Metazoa; Chordata; Actinopteri; Salmoniformes; Salmonidae
Product: protein LKAAEAR1-like
Exons: 4
Coding region: 82-612 (176 amino acids)
Source: RefSeq, a predicted model, not a curated record